UACUUUCGCAAGGCACUGUACAUGUUGUACAUGUAUGGUUUAUAUUAUAUAUGGGUUAUGCAUCAAAAAAUGGUUUAUUUACCAAGAAUGUUCAAUAUCAGUCCUAAUAACAGGAUAGCAAACUAAUGCCAGUCAUCACCCUGUUUUGUAUUGAUACGGUUCUUGCUACAAUUUGUACAGAUGAGGAGUUUGAUGUACAGUGUAGGUUUGUUUCAAGGCUUGAGGUACAGUACAGGUUUGUCUUUCUUUUUCUGCCAUCUGUUUUAUAGGCAUAGCAGUAGCAUUGAAUAUUCUAUCUAACAAUACAACCUUGCCAAUAGCCUUGGUCCUACAUUUCAUGCAUCACACAGUAUUCUUCAGUGUGUUAAAGGUCAUUGACCUCAUGCUAUGACAUGCUUCUACGUGGGUAGUAGUAUCCUGUCUGAUGAUGAGGCAGUGGACAUGUUUUUCUUGAAACAGCUGAAAGGAUUUCACUGUUGCUGAUUUGAAAGCGUAAGAGCACAUCAAGAAAAAUAAUCAUGUGGCUUGGAUAAACAUGUCUGUCUCCUCAUUUCUUGGAAUAGAUUAAACUGAAUCUGUGAACACAAUGUUGUGUCAGUCAGUGUCAGUCUAUGUAAUGUGUAUCACUAUGAGCAACCAGCUGUGUUUGCGUAACAGUUUUAAUAGAUGUGGUCUCUGGAAAUAUAAUGCAAAAAGGGUUAGUCACAGUCAGCCCUGAGUACGUUGAGAUGACUACUGUAGAGAGGAACCGUAUCACUUCCUGUCCAAUACACUCUCCUAUUGGAUGAGAGCAGUUGUGGGUGGAAGCGGGAGAAUGUAUGUUAGCUCUUUGUGAGUGCAGCUGAGUUAACGAAAAACCUGAGACAGGGAGUGAAGAAUAAACAUCUUGUGUCGAAUAAACAAUAUCUCGACCAGGCUUUUUGUUUAAGGAAAGAGGAAGAGGUGUUGUUAGCGUACUUCAGAACAGUAGAGCUAGCAUCACAGACCUCUUGUAUCAAGCCUUUCCAUUGAACCGUCUGGGUGCAUGUGCUGCUGCUACCUGUCCAAUCUGUAAUUACCGCCACCUGCUUUGGCAACCUUUCCAUGACCUGAGAGCUGAGCCGUCUGAACUCUCCCUGAAGCAGACGCUUCUCCCUCAAGUCUCUUUUUCUCUCCACUUCUGCCUCACCUUCAACCAUAAGGUUCAAAGUAGACAUGCAUUACAUAGUGUUCUCGCCUGUGUACCUGUUGAUGUGGCUGUACACGCUCAUCACGUUUAUCCCAUGGUAUUUCCUCACUGAUGCUGGGAAGAAGAAAGCCAUGGCAAAGAGAGAGAAAGCCAAGUCCACCACAGGCAAAGCAGAGGGCCCCUAUCGUUGUGUGGAGAACUUUGACAACCUGGCCCGGGAGGACUUUGAGGGAAAGGACACUCUAGACAAGCUGUUUGAGCAUGCAGUGCAGCGCUUCGGCAACACAGACUGCCUGGGCACCAGGGAGCUCCUAAAUGAGGAGAACGAGACGCAACCCAGCGGCAAAAUCUUUAAGAAGCUGAUCCUGGGGGAGUACAGGUGGCUGUCCUAUGACGAGGUGGACCAGAUCAUCAGUCAUCUAGGUAGUGGACUGGCAGCCCUGGGCCAGCAGCCCAAGAGUACCAUCGCCAUCUUCUGUGAGACACGAGCAGAGUGGAUGAUCACUGCACAGGCCUGCUUCAGACGCAACUUUCCAUUGGUCACUCUGUAUGCCACCCUGGGGGAGGAGGCAGUGGCCUAUGGCCUGAAUGAGUGUGGGGCCACUCACCUGAUCACCAGCACAGAGCUACUGGAGACUAAACUCAAGAGUAUUUUGCCAGAAAUGCAUAACCUGAAGCACGUUAUCUAUGUGGACAACAAGAGCAUCAGAAGGACAGGUUACCCAGAGGGCAUUCAGAUCCACAGCAUGCAGGCAGUACAAGAGCUGGGAGCCAAACCUGACAACUUGAGUAUAGCUGUGCAGCGGCCCCAGCCCACAGACCUGGCUGUGGUCAUGUACACCAGCGGCUCCACAGGACAACCCAAAGGAGUCAUGAUCAUCCACAGCAAUCUUAUUGCUGGCAUGACGGGCCAGUGUGAGAGGAUCCCAGGCCUGGGGCCGAAGGAUACCUACAUUGGCUACCUGCCUCUAGCUCAUGUGCUGGAGAUGACUGCUGAGAUCUCAUGUAUGACGUAUGGCUGCAGGAUUGGCUACUCUUCCCCACAAACACUCUCUGACCAGUCAACAAAAAUCAAGAAAGGCAGUAAGGGAGACUGCUCUGUGUUGGGGCCUACUCUGAUGGCAGCUGUUCCGGAAAUAAUGGACCGCAUCUACAAGAAUGUGAUGAACAAGGUGCAGGAGAUGAGCUAUGUGCAGAGGACUCUGUUUAAACUGGGCUACAACUACAAACUGGAACAGAUCAAAAUGGGCUACGAUGCCCCUCUCUGCAACUUGCUGCUGUUUAAGAAGGUGAAGGCUCAGCUGGGAGGGAACAUCAGGAUGAUGCUGUCAGGAGGGGCACCCUUGUCCUCCGCCACACAGCGAUUCAUGAACAUCUGCUUCUGCUGCCCUGUGGGACAGGGCUACGGCCUCACAGAGACCUGCGGAGCAGGUACCAUCACAGAGGUGGCAGACUACAGCACUGGGAGAGUAGGAGCCCCCCUCAUCUGCUGUGAGGUCAAACUACGAGACUGGGUUGAGGGUGGAUACACCAGUCAGGACCAGCCCCACCCGCGUGGAGAGAUCAUGAUUGGUGGGCCCAACGUUACCAUGGGUUACUAUAAGAGUGAGCACCUGAACAAUGACUUCUGGGUGGAUGAGCAGGGCCAGAGGUGGUUCUGUACCGGGGACGUGGGGGAGAUUCACCCUGAUGGCUGUCUGCAGAUAGUGGACCGUAAGAAGGACCUGGUCAAACUGCAGGCUGGAGAAUACGUGUCCUUGGGGAAAGUGGAGUCUGCUCUGAAAAACUGCCCCCUUAUUGAAAACAUUUGUGCAUAUGCAAACAGUGACCAGAACUAUGUGAUAAGCUUUGUGGUACCGAACCAGAAGCAGCUGACAAUUCUGGCCAAUAAGAACGGCAUCAGUGUCGCCUGGGAGGAGAUCUGUAACCACCCGGCCAUGGAGAAAGAGGUCUUGAAGGCCAUCAAAGAGGUGGCUACCUCAAUCAAACUGCAGCGUUUUGAGAUCCCAGUGAAAGUGCGUCUGAGCCCAGAGCCCUGGACCCCUGAGACUGGCCUGGUGACGGACGCAUUCAAACUGAAAAGGAAGGAGCUGAAGAACCACUUCCAGACUGAUAUCGAGAGAAUGUAUGGAGGGAAGUAGAGCCACUAUCUGAUCUAACCUAAGAACGGUUUCCUGACAACUUUCACCAGUGAAAUGAGUGGGUGCGUGUCUGAAUGUGUGUGUAUGAUUGCGUACGUGUGCAUAUGCUUCAACGCACAUGUGAAACUCCACGGCGGGCUGAGUGUCUGCGGGAUUUCGCUCAUCCCUUGUACUUGGUUGAUGAAAUAAGGUCACUAAUUAGUAAGGAACGCACUUCACCUGGUUGUCUGUCUUAAUUGGAUGGAAAAAUCAAAAACCUGCAGACACUUUGCCCUCUAUGGAAUGAGUUUGACACCCUGCUUCACAGCAUUAUGUCUGUGAACUGUAGAAUUGUCUUUCCACGUUGUCUCUUUUGUCACAUUAUGAAUGUCAGUCCAUAAAGUUCAGCACAAAGGGAUCAGCUGGUUAGUUACGGCUAUUUGUGUUGGAGAUCGCACAGCGUUGUGUAAAACGCCAUUCGAAUGCAAGUCUUGUAUUUGCAUAUUGUAAUUUGCCUUUGGGAUUUAUUAUGACAUGUCUGUAAAUACUACUAUUUUUGUGUCUAAUUGAGGUAGGAGUCAUAAUGGCCUUUUCUCAAUGAGAUUUGCUCAACUCCGGAGUCCUCUCUUCUCUGUCCCAGCUGGCCUCCUUUUGAGAAAGGUCAACAUAAUUGAUGAAAACAUUUUUGCUGCCCCCUAGUGAGCAAGCCCCCACAGUGCUGCUGUAUAAAUUGUUUGCUUGUUCUGUACAUAGGAUCACAUUAUUGCCACGCAACUGCUGAGCCCCCACAAUCCUUUAGGCUAUUGCACAUAGAUCAAACCUGAGUGUAACUUUGGCCAUUUCUGUCACCUGUGCUUGUGUAAUUUAUGUUUUGAACCUGCUCAUGACAUUGUUAUAGUGACCCAACCCAAGUAUGUCACGUUAUGUUUUAGAUUUUUCAGAUACUAGGUAAAUGGUUAAUGUCAUAUUUGCUAUGUUACAGCAUGGAUUAUCAUUUUUAUUUGAGCAAAAAUGAAGAUAGUCCUUUAGCCUUCUUUUUCAUGCUGAUCUCUUCCUAUAACUCUGUUGUAUACUGUACAAUAUUUAUAGUCUUAGAUAAUGUUUCAAGUCAUCUUUAUAAUGUACUGUAAUAGUUCUACAUUUCUGACCUAUGGAUAUUCCAACUUAAUAGCCUAUACUCUUAAAUAAUUUGACAUUUUGUGACAAAGUUUAUCCAGAUAUGAAAUACUCAAUAUAAUUCAAUGCAAUUUUUGAAUUAUAUGAUGUUGAAAAUCCAAUUGAGUUGCAUGUGUAAAGAACUUCUAUUUAAAAUAUUUUGUAUGUAUAUGAAGGUCAAGUUAAACGUUGAACCAUUUUACAUUUUUUGGAUGAAUUUGUACUGUUGAACUGUUUAAAGGUCACAAUUGUGCUUCUUGAAACUUUGUGUGGAACCUUAAUGAAAAUGCUGUGUAUCAGCAAGUUUGCGUUGUCAUUCAGAAGCUGUUUAAUGUGGCAUAUAAUGCAGUAGAAGAGAAUUGAUGGGGUUGUGACAACUGAAACGUGCAAAUCAAUGCCAAAAAUAAUAUUCCAGGAUGCAUUGCAUUCAUAACAUAUAUAAUACCAUACUAAUCCAUUGAGUCCUAUCACGGCUAUGUUCCAAUAGGAGUAAGAAAGGUCAAAACAUUAUUUUUGUGAAGGUUUUAUUAUUCUUAUACUCAGGGUUACAUCCACCAAGAAUGCAACUGCGGUAGUAUUUAUUUUGAGACCAACCUUUAAUCUUAUGUUAAUUGUGAAGCACUUAGGUUGUGUUUACAAUGGCAGCCCAAUUCUGAUAUUUUUUCCACUAAUUGCCAUUUUGACCAAUCACAUCAGAUCUUUUCACAUCAGAGCUGAUUGGAUUAAUCAAAAUGCCAAUUAGUUCAAACAAGUUCAGAAUUGGGCUGCCUGUGUAAAUGCAGCCUUCUCUCUCCAUUUAUAUUGAUGUGAUGUUUGGUUAAUUUGUAUUAUUUAUUCAAAUCUGUUAAUAUGUGAAUGAAACCAUGUGUGAUAGGGAUGGGCAGUGUGUACCUUCUGGUUAUGUCAUUUGAAAGUACAUAUUCUUUUUAUAUGAACAUAUUAAAGCUUUCUGCCCACUGUAAAA
Molecule: messenger RNA, 5407 nt
Organism: Oncorhynchus mykiss (rainbow trout)
Lineage: Eukaryota; Metazoa; Chordata; Actinopteri; Salmoniformes; Salmonidae
Product: long-chain-fatty-acid--CoA ligase 4
Biological process (GO): long-chain fatty-acyl-CoA metabolic process; neuron differentiation; long-chain fatty acid metabolic process
Cellular component (GO): plasma membrane; lipid droplet; endoplasmic reticulum
Molecular function (GO): arachidonate-CoA ligase activity
Source: RefSeq, a predicted model, not a curated record